Messenger RNA from Toxorhynchites rutilus septentrionalis, 2447 nucleotides. It is a transcript of the gene nebu, whose product is annotated as facilitated trehalose transporter Tret1. The coding region runs from base 374 to 1939 and encodes 521 amino acids. NCBI's taxonomy places the organism in Eukaryota, Metazoa, Arthropoda, Insecta, Diptera, Culicidae. The transcript is spliced from 3 exons. Gene Ontology annotation, biological process: carbohydrate transport; transmembrane transport. The record is from RefSeq and is a predicted model, not a curated record. Gene Ontology annotation, molecular function: sugar transmembrane transporter activity. Gene Ontology annotation, cellular component: membrane.
UUCAUUCGUCACUUCUUUGUCCGAGAAUAAUAAUAAUAGUAUUUAGUUUACGCGUAGCGCAAAUGUUAGAUGUUAUUUAUUUGUUACUUCGAUAACAUGAUAACGCCGCAAAUCUGGCUGUGAUAGAAUGCUAAUGUUGCAAGCAUGAAUGGGAUUAUCAGUGGCACAGAAAAUUCUGCAGGAAACAGUAUUUUUUCACUGCUCCUAGUUGAGGCGUAAUUGUAUUGCGCCACACUUGAGGAGCCACGGAGUUGAUGCCGUAAUAGCGAACAAAUUCAAUUAGAAGCUCUUUAGGGUUGUGAAAACUCAAUAAGUACAAAGCUGCGACAUCGAGGAAAAUACUCUUUCUGCGCCCUCUUCAAAUCAUUUCAAAAUGUCUGAUUCGACCGGUGAACGUUCCCCUUUGAUCCCUGCGAUUCCAUCGCAUUCGCGCCGAUAUGGCGCAUCCGAGGAUGCUGAUGCGAUCGUUACUGACGAAACGCGCGAAACGAUGAGCAGUUUUGUGGUCAACAAUGUGGCCGGAGAAUCCGGCCGAAAGCUACCGCAAUACAUCGCUGGCCUGGCAGCAUCUGGUGGCGCUUUAGCUGCGGGUACCUUCCUCGGGUGGACAUCCCCGGCCGAACAUCCUCUGGUGAGGGAGAAUGAGUACGGAUUUCCCAUCACGGGCGAUCAGUUCUCGUGGAUUGGAUCGAUAGCUAAUUUGGGAGCGGCACUGAUGUGCUUCCCGAUCGGUAUCAUGAUGAAGAAGAUGGGCCGCAAGUGGGCUAUGUUAUCGCUGGUUUUACCCCUGCUGCUGGGCUGGUUGCUGAUCAUAUUUGCCAACAAUGUGGCCAUGAUAAUGGUGGGUCGAUUCUUCCUCGGUGUUGGCGGUGGUGCAUUUUGUGUGGCCUCGCCGACUUACACGGCUGAAAUUGCACAGUCAUCGAUCCGUGGCACCCUGGGAACGUUCUUCCAACUGCUCGUCACCGUUGGUAUCCUGUUCGUGUAUGGCAUUGGAGCUGCGGUCAGCGUGCAAGUGCUCAGCAUUAUUUGCGGCGUCAUUCCACUUGUGUUCGGAUUGAUCUUUUUCUUUAUGCCGGAGAGUCCACACUAUUAUGUCGAGAAAGGUCGCUACGAUGAAGCCUCCAAAUCACUGAAAUGGCUUCGUGGCAGUCGAUAUGACGAGCGGGCCGAAAUUGAACAGCUGAAGGAAGAGGAAGCCAGGAUGCGCGCGGAGAAAAUCACUUUUGUGCAAGGAUUCCGCCAAAAGGCAACAAUUCGCGCGCUGAUCAUCUCCCUUGGAAUGAUGUUCUUCCAGCAGUUGUCUGGAAUCAACGCCGUUAUUUUCUACACCGUUGCCAUUUUUGAUGAUGCCAACACCGGACUGAAGGCGACCGAUGCGACAAUUAUUGUCGGAUCAAUUCAAGUGGUCGCCACUCUGCUCGCCACAUUCAUUGUCGAUAAAUCGGGUCGCCGAAUCCUGCUGAUGAUUUCCGACUUCUUCAUGGCCAUCUCCACCAUUCUUCUGGCCGUGUACUUCCAGCUCAAAGAAAACGAUGCCAGCCAAGUCGAGAAUCUAGGCUGGCUACCCGUUCUAGCCGUGUGUCUCUUCAUCGCAAUGUUCUCCAUCGGAUUCGGACCGGUUCCGUGGCUACUGGUGGGCGAACUUUUCGCAAACAACGUCAAAGCCUACGCUAGCCCACUUGCCGGAGUAUUUAACUGGUUGUUGGCCUUCCUCGUGACAAAUAUCUUCGGAACGCUCCGCGACAGUCUAGGCAUCGCUGGCGUAUUUUGGCUGUUCUCUGGUUUCUCCCUCCUGGGAACAGUGUUCGUGUUUUUCCUCGUUCCCGAAACGAAAGGCUUGUCUCUGGUCGACAUCCAGCGCAUGUUGUCGGGCGAAAAAAUUGACAGGUCAAAGGAAAAGUCGGACAUCGACGGAAACAAAAGCGAGGCGCAAUAAAAAGUUACUCCUGUUCGAUACAUUCUUCAGCGAAGGAUGCAUCACUUUGUAUAUAUUUCAUUCCUAUUGAAGUUGCUCACUCCUGAUCAUCGGCGCAUUCCGUCCGGUACAACAGGCAGCAGCUUAUCGUGGCAUCGUGCGGAACGAAGCUAGUAUAGAGAUUACCAUUGGUAUACAGUGUACCCCAUUUAUAACCAGCAAACGGAGGAAGGGUUUUAACAAUUAUACGAAAGGAUAAUAUGACUUAGUUAUAAGUGGUGUACACUGUACGAGAAGAAACAGUACUGAGACGUGACAUUCUGUUGAACGCGUCAAUAGUCUAUGUUAUCUGUACUAGUUUAGACAACAAAUCACUUUUCAUUCUUGACUUGUGAUAAUCGCAUAUCAAUGUAGCGGAAAAUGAGUAUAUUAAAUAUAUGAUAUUUUGAAGCUCCUUUAGAUUUUGUACUGUUCGAAAUUAAUAAUAUAAAAAAGAACAUAAAAUAAAAUAAUAAAUUACGAUGUUCAA